This is a messenger RNA of Paracoccidioides brasiliensis Pb18, 366 nucleotides long. RefSeq lists its product as uncharacterized. The transcript has 2 exons. The coding region runs from base 1 to 366 and encodes 121 amino acids. The record is from RefSeq and is a predicted model, not a curated record.
AUGGCGACAGUGAUGGUGAUGUGUAGGUCACUUCUGGUUCCUGAAACAAGAUCAUCCCAACCUGAUAACUCGCUCAGAAACAGCUACCUGUUUACGAGGAGGGUUACUUCGUAUCGGCCUAGACACGGCCUGACUACUGAUAUCAUUAUCAAUCUGGUUCCGGCAAACCGAUUUGGUUUCCCAUUUAAAAACUCCUGGAACAGACAAACUUUACCCAAGGCAGACGUGAAGUCCAUUCUUGUUUGCAUUUUGGGUUGGGGAUCCGUUGAACUAAUGCAGGAACAGUGUGACAGUCGUAUCACUGUUGUGAAACUUCAUGCCGAGAUGGAUCAAGGAAGAUGCAACAUUUCUCAGACCUGGCAAUAA